This is a messenger RNA of Ochlerotatus camptorhynchus, 747 nucleotides long. RefSeq lists its product as uncharacterized. NCBI's taxonomy places the organism in Eukaryota, Metazoa, Arthropoda, Insecta, Diptera, Culicidae. The record is from RefSeq and is a predicted model, not a curated record. The transcript is spliced from 6 exons. Bases 1 to 747 code for a protein of 248 amino acids.
AUGGCCCGCCGUUCGAUGACGACGGGUCGUAUCGAUAAAAUCAAGCACGAGAGUUCAGCAUCCUCCAAUUUGGUUGGAAAGUUCACCCAGAGCGUACGGCGGAUCGUGCAAGAUGUCAAAGAUGAAGGAUCGCCAAGCGGAAUGAGUCGCGAGGAGCUACUUGAAACCAACGAGCGAUUGCGAGCGGUGCGCUUACGCCUGGAAGAGUCAUACGAUACGGCGAAAAAGGCAUUAGUUACCCUAAUGAACAAGUACGGAGACUCCAAGAGCCAGCGGAACGUUUUCAAUCGGUAUCCGAUGCUGAAACUGAUGAUUAAGGACGUCAUUCGCUUAGAAACCCAAUACUGGACGUUGGUGGAAAUUCCCAAACAGGAAAAGCUCGAAACAGUCCCUGCCUUUGUGCUGCGUGCGUGCAGCAUCAUGGAAAAAUCUCAAAAGUCAGGCGAAGGUGUCAAAACAUCCGCCAAACUAGCGGAAGAGGCUGCGGAAAAGCGAGAACGGAUGGAGCGUCUAGAAGUUAUGACAACCGCACAGAUAGAACAGGAGAAUACGCAAAUGAUUAAUGAUUUAUACCGCUUACUGAAAAAAUACACCGGUCUGAGAAACCUAAUUCGGGAAUUAAAGUCUGAGUACGGCAAUUCUAAAAUUUAUCCAAUUUUUCCGCGGUACACGAUGCUAAAGGACAUGAUCAAGGAUAUUAUGCAUGACCCGGACUAUAUGGAAGUUUGCCAUGAGGUGGAUAAUUGA